AUGGCAUCGUCAUCUAAUGAUCAUUCUGAGGAUAUAGAAGAAACAUUUGAUCAAUAUUUUGAUCAAUAUUUUGAUCAAUAUUUUGAUGAAACGUUCGAGAAUCUUGUCAAUGAUUCUGGUGAUCAACAAGAAAGGAGAAGAAGAAAAAAACGUGCUUAUAUUGAAAGAAACCGUGAAGCGGGCAAUCUUCGUCUGUGGAAUGAUUAUUUCAGUGAAACUCCAACAUACCCUGAUAAUCUAUUCCGCCGACGAUUCAGAAUGAACAAACCGUUGUUCAUGAAAAUUGUUGAUCGCCUCUCCAAUGAAGUGGAAUUCUUUCGUCAAAAACGAGAUGGUCUCGGAAGGCUUGGUCUCUCUACACUUCAAAAAUGUACAGCGGCCAUUCGUGUCUUGGCAUAUGGUACAGCCGCUGAUGCGGUUGACGAAUACCUCAGACUCGGUGAAACUACUACUCGAUCAUGUGUCGAACAUUUUGUGGAAGGAAUAAUAUAUUUAUUCAGCGAUGAAUACCUGAGAAGACCAACUCAAGCUGAUCUUCAACGCCUCCUUGAUAUUGCUGACUGUCGAGGCUUUCCGGGGAUGAUAGGUAGCAUCGAUUGUACAUUAAAUGAUAUCAAUGUUCUUGAUCGCUCACCGCUUUUUGAUGAAAUAAUAAAUGGUCAAGCUCCGCAAGUCACUUUCUCUGUCAAUGGAAGAGAGUAUCAUAUGGCGUACUAUCUCACCGACGGUAUUUAUCCAAAAUGGGCAACUUUUAUCCAAUCUAUUCCAAUACCACAAGGGCCGAAAGCGAGAUUAUUUGCUCAACAUCAAGAAGCUGUACGAAAAGAUGUCGAGCGUGCUUUUGGAGUAUUGCAAGCUCGCUUUGCCAUUGUUAAAAAUCCAGCGCUUUUUUGGGAUAAAGUCAAAAUCGGAAAGAUUAUGAGAGCAUGUAUCAUACUCCAUAAUAUGAUCGUUGAAGACGAACGAGAUGGGUACAAUCUAAUUGAUGUUUCAGAGUUCCAACAAAGAGAAGACACCGGAACUUCACAUGUCGAUCUCGCUUUUUCAACGGAUAUGCCUACAAAUAUCGCCAAUAUGAUGGGUGUUCGAACAAAGAUUCGUGAUAGACAAAUGCAUCAACAACUCAAACAUGAUUUGGUUGAACAUCUGUGGACUAAAUUUGGAUCUGAUGAAGACAACAACUGA
Molecule: messenger RNA, 1185 nt
Organism: Brassica rapa (field mustard)
Lineage: Eukaryota; Viridiplantae; Streptophyta; Magnoliopsida; Brassicales; Brassicaceae
Source: RefSeq, a predicted model, not a curated record